Messenger RNA from Orbilia oligospora ATCC 24927, 423 nucleotides. RefSeq lists its product as uncharacterized. The coding region runs from base 1 to 423 and encodes 140 amino acids. The transcript has a single exon. Lineage: Eukaryota; Fungi; Ascomycota; Orbiliomycetes; Orbiliales; Orbiliaceae. The record is from RefSeq and is a predicted model, not a curated record.
AUGUCCACAGAAACCCCAGCCGCAACAACAACACCCAACACUCGAACAACCAACAUGAACAAUGCCAAACCAUCCAGCGCGAGUGGAAUACCUGGAAUCGGAGCAGCAACCGUUAGAGAUCUAAACGCCCAUGAAUGGUCCCAGGCCGUCAUCGAUGAGCUCCAGCAUAUUCAAGUUGCGACUCCUCCAACAAAAGGUGUCUGCCCGAGCCAACUGUCGGGCGGUCUGGGCGACAGAGGCCAUAUGCAUAGCUCGCAACCGAGGAGGUUCACGCACGAUUCGGGCGAACUCGCCCCAAAACAAGAAUCGGGAUAUAACCAAAGGAAUACCAGCCACCAAGAGGUACAUCAGAGGCCUCAAGCUGGAACGAUGGACUCGACAGCUACAAUUGACAUUAUAAAGCAAAUACCGGGAAGUUGGUAA